Exophiala viscosa is the source of this 1878-nucleotide messenger RNA. RefSeq names its product beta-1,4-mannosyltransferase. The record is from RefSeq and is a predicted model, not a curated record. NCBI's taxonomy places the organism in Eukaryota, Fungi, Ascomycota, Eurotiomycetes, Chaetothyriales, Herpotrichiellaceae. Bases 313 to 1656 code for a protein of 447 amino acids. Gene Ontology annotation, molecular function: mannosyltransferase activity. The transcript has 3 exons. Gene Ontology annotation, cellular component: endoplasmic reticulum.
CCGACCGCAGGGCACGGAGUCACUCGUAUGGAGACGUUUGCAUACAUUUUUCGGCGGGAAUUGAUUCGCAGACGGGAAUGAAGCCCCUUUUUUCACUCCGAUGACACCAAACUCCAUUCAUCGCCCAUAGACGUCACCCGGCAUACGCGUAUUCAGGGUUUCCCUUCCCUUCCAGAUCCCUUCCAAGGUUGUGGACAGCUUUACGUGGUACAAUUGAUACGCGUCUUUAUAGGUGGUCUUCAUCGAGACUAACCUAGCUUUACAUUCCACCAAGAGCCUCCCAAUUGACUCAGGCAUGCUCGGCAGUCCACCAUGUGGUUGACAUUGCUGGUGAUCCUUUCCACCUUGGUCACUGUGGUGUUGAUGCUUCUGCCAUCCCAGCGAGAUCCUGCUGAUCAGAAAUGUUCGGCUCAAGUGGUAGUACUCGGGGACUUGGGCCGGAGUCCGCGAAUGCAGUAUCAUGCCUUGAGCAUUGCUGAUCAUGGCGGACGCGUCCAGCUCGUUGGUUACAGAGACACCGAACCUCUGCCUGACUUGGUGGCGCAUCCCAAUGUUACAAUUGUACCACUUCCGCCGGCUCCACGACUUCUUCAGACGAGCAACAAGCUUCUUUUCCUUGUCUUUGGUCCUCUGAAGGUCCUUCUGCAGACAUGGUAUCUUUGGCGCACUCUGAGUUAUUCUGUUGCUCCUAAAUGGAUGCUUGUUCAGAACCCCCCUUCCAUACCGACUCUGCUGGUCGUCUCACUUGUGUGCUUCUUCCGUGGCACCAGAUUGAUUGUGGACUGGCAUAACUUUGGCUACUCGAUUCUGGCGCUCAAAUUAGGGCCCAAUCAUCCUAUGGUCAAGGUCUCGAAAUUGUACGAGACGAUAUUUGCCAAAGCCGCAACUGCGAACUUUACCGUUACCAAUGCCAUGGCGACAGUCCUGAAAUCCGAUUUUGGGAUCAACGCGCCAGUUCUUACUCUGCACGACCGUCCGGCAGACCUGUAUCAGCCCUUGGCCAAUUCAGAACGGAUUGCUUUCCUCCAGCGAUAUCCACUACUGGCAGAGCAUUUCAACUCCAUUGUCGAUGGCAAGGUGAGACUGGUUGUUUCAUCCACGUCCUGGACAGCCGAUGAGGAUUUUGGUAUCUUUCUGGACGCCUUAUGCAGCUACUCUGCCAGUGCUACAUCGUCCCACCCUCAGCUACCCGAGCUGGCUGUCGUCAUCACGGGAAAAGGGCCGCAAAAGCAGCACUACCUCGACAAAAUCAAAGAACUGCGCAGUGGAGAUUCUUUGGAGAUGGUCAACAUCUAUACAGACUGGCUUAGCUUUGAGGACUAUGCUCUUCUACUUGGCUCGGCCGACCUGGGUGUUUCCCUGCAUACCAGCAGCAGUGGAGUUGACCUCCCCAUGAAAGUCGUCGACAUGUUUGGGGCCGGCCUUCCUGUUGCAGGCUGGAGCGAUUUUGCAGCAUGGCCCGAGUUGGUCACGGAGAAUGUUAAUGGACGUGGAUUCAGCAGUGCAGAGGGACUGGCUGAUAUUCUGCGCGAACUCUUUGAUCCGGAUUCAGAUCAGCUUUCCCACCUCAAGAAGGGGGCAAGGCUGGAAAGCAAACGCCGAUGGGGUGGCGAAUGGGAUUCCAUCGCCGGCAAGCUGUUUGGCCUCGUCUCUUGAUUACUGUCGACCGCCAACAACGAAAGGCCAUCUAGACACCGACCCAAGGCCAAGGACGGCUCGGAGAUGGCCACUUUUUCCAUGCCGGAGGGCCGAGUGCUUCCAGAAGUCGCCCAUCUGACGUUGCUCCAUUCUUGAGAUCUCGAGCAUCAUGGACUACAUGUAGUGGUCCAAGCCAAAUAUUCCGGGCGGGUAUUUAUUGGCCGCCUACCAAGAGUCCAA